Ruditapes philippinarum (Manila clam) is the source of this 1790-nucleotide messenger RNA. RefSeq lists its product as uncharacterized. Lineage: Eukaryota; Metazoa; Mollusca; Bivalvia; Venerida; Veneridae. The coding region runs from base 181 to 1002 and encodes 273 amino acids. The record is from RefSeq and is a predicted model, not a curated record. The transcript has 2 exons.
GUUUGUUAUAAAAUACGCAUAAAAUAGAGCUUAUGACAGGAAAAUAAGAAUAUAAUUGUUUGAAAUCCGUGAGAAAAACAUAUACCAAAGCAACGUGUAUUUGCUGUGAAAGACACAAACAACUAUAACAGUUUUCUAUAUAAAUCUUAUAAGACACUGAAAGAUUGUUCUAGCAACGAAAUGUUUUGUCAAGUGAUAUCAAUUGUGUCACUUCUAGGAUAUUUUCACUUCACCUUAAGUUUAUCAAAUGAGGAGCCGCACGUAUGCUAUAAUAAGUUUGAAUACGAAUACAAUGUUUUGCAGAAGCUUGUGGUGUUGGAAGAGAAGGCGAAGCAACAGGAGGAAACAAACAAUGCACUGAAAAAUGAAUUAAGCGAUGCUAGAAAAAUCAUAACAGUCAUAAAGAAAAAUUUAAUCAAAACCGAACGGUCAUUAGAUGGCUCAACAUAUAUCCGUUGGGGUAGGACCAUAUGUCGUGAUGGAGCCAUUCCUGUUUAUGAUGGUUAUGCCGCGGGUGGUCAUUAUAAGCAUACAGGCUCUGGGUCUAACGUUCUUUGCUUGCCUAAAGACCCUACAUGGAGUCUGUACAUGGAAGGCUUUCAAACAGCUGGUGUAAUUUACGGAGUUGAAUACUUUACCAAGGACUACCCAAACUGGAAGCAUCUCCACAAUCAAGACGUGCCAUGUGCCGUCUGCAGGAUCCCUGGUAAUAAUGUUCUUAUGAUUCCAGGGAGAAACAUCUGUUAUAAGGAUUAUACCCUAGAAUACAUUGGAUAUCUUAUGAGCGGUCACUACAGUAAUGCUGGCUCAUCGGAAUAUGUUUGUGUUGAUGACCAACCAGAAGCUUUGGAUGCUGGAAAUGGAGUCAAAGAUGAAAAAUAUUUUUAUUUCGUUGAGGCUUCAUGCGGAGCGCUAACAUGUCCACCAUAUAAGAACUCACGUGAACUAGCAUGCGUUGUAUGCUCUUUUCUCCCAGGUGAUAAAAAUGAAACACAAGCUUGAUAAUUAAAAUUAUAGAUGCUUGUUAUUUUUUCCAAUUUAUCAGCAUAAUAUUUAUUAAGUUAUAGUUAUAACAAAAUAAUUAUUCUCAUAUACUGAUGAGAAAAUGUCACAUACGAGAUAAACAUCCUACAAAAGAGAAAAACUGAAUCUCUAAAGAACGUUCAAGACGACACAAUUGAAAAUGUUGCAGGCUUAGUUUGAUUAAGCCUGUUCAUUGAGGUACUGGAAAGUACAAGUUACCGUCUAGCACCGGCUUAAGAAGAAUCAACAUUUAAUCAUGGUUAUUGUGAAAUAUUGAAUUUGCAGAUUUGUUCUUACGGCGGUUGACACUCAUGCAAAAAAGGACAGUUAUCUUCAGUGACGAUUUCGCAAUGAAUUAUCUAUGAUUUAUUUAUUGUAUAUAAAUUCCACAUUUUGUGCUUUUGUGAGUUCGUGGUAAGAAUUAUGUAGCAUAAUCCGGCGCUUGUAAGAGGGGUCAUGGAUGAUACAUUGUAACAACUGUGAUCAAGGUUCAUGUAAAAUUUCACCGCAUUGUUUUAUCUAACGACCUUUAUUUUUUGCAUUACAUCUUUUCUACUUAACAAUUUGUUUCAAUUAUUAUAUUAAAAUAUAGAUAAUUUGAAGAUGAAAACUAUGAUUUUGUCGCCCUAGAUAAUUUAGUUUUAUCGUCCAGAACUAUUAAGAUUUCAUUAUACGCCAAAAAUAUUAAAUACAACGUCCAUAUCUUUUUAAAAUGCAAUUUGCUGUCAUAACCGAUGUCAUUUGACAUUAAAAUGAUGGCGAUUAUA